This is a messenger RNA of Petromyzon marinus (sea lamprey), 11114 nucleotides long. RefSeq lists its product as uncharacterized. Lineage: Eukaryota; Metazoa; Chordata; Hyperoartia; Petromyzontiformes; Petromyzontidae. Gene Ontology annotation, biological process: positive regulation of actin filament bundle assembly. Gene Ontology annotation, cellular component: actin cytoskeleton; nucleus; Z disc. The record is from RefSeq and is a predicted model, not a curated record. Gene Ontology annotation, molecular function: actin binding.
UUAUCACCAGCACACGGACACUCGACCACUACAGCGCGAGUGGGCGAUCAUCGUUAAAUACCCUUCGACUGUCCACCUGCAUUUUAAAAUACAUAUAUUGUUGUUGUUCCUCUUCUUCACCGUACAUUAACGUGAAGCAUUCCUGAGCGUGUGCGCAGGGCAGUUGCUUCGAGAAAUCGCCGGCUUUGCAAGUAUUUAUAGGAACGGCCACAUCUUCACACGUGCGCGCACACAUGCUAGUGCAGCCUGCGGAGAGAGAUUGAGAAAGUGGCGGCAGACGCCCGUAAUUCCGUCAAGGUUAUUAAUAGAAGCUGCUAGGGAGUGCUGGCUUCGGGGUCUGGGUGGCCCACGGGAGGGAGAGAGAGAGAGAGGGGCAGAGAGAGAGAGACGCCUCGACACACACGACGGCGGACUGACAGCCGAGCGCGAGCGAGAAAUCGAACCUCCGUCUCUCGGAAAAGGGUGAUCGCCGUCUCUUAUUUGUCGCAGACUCCGUAAGGGCCAUGUCCAAAGUUUCCGUGCUGAAAAUCUUCCCACGCGACGGCACCCUGAGCCGUGGCAUCGACGGCGCUCGCGAGAACCCGACGCCUCCUCAGCAUGAGCCGGCAGUGCACGCCACGGCGUGGCACAGCGACCCCAAGACAGCAGGGCCGGCCACGGCGUGGCACAGCGACCUCGAACCAGCAGGGCAUGCCACGGCACGGCACGGCAACCCCAAGCGACUGGCACCGGCAGGUCCAGAUAUGGCGUGGUACAGCGACCCCGAGACGGCAGGGCCGGCGACGGCACGGCACAGCAACCCCGAGCCAGCAGGUUCGACCACAGUGUGGCACAGCAUCCCUGAGCCGACACGGUACGCCACGGCGUGGCACAGCGAUACUGAGGCAGCAGGGCAUGCCAGGGCGCGGCACAAUGACUCCAAGCGACCGGUGUCAGCAGCAGGGCUCGCCACAAUGUGGCACGGCGACCUCGGGCGGAAAGGGCCCGCCACGGCACGUCACGGCGACCCGGAGCCGGCAGGAAACACCGGGGCGCGGCACGGUGACCCCAAGCGACCGGUGUCAAUAGCAGGGCUCGCCACAAUGUGGCACGGCGACCUCGAGCGGAGAGGGCACGCCACGGCACGGCACGGUGACACCGAGCGACCGGCGUCAGCAGCGGUGGACUCCACGGCCAGGCACGGCGACCCCGAACCACUGGCACAGGCGGCCGUCCCGCCCCCCGUGACCCGCGUGUACGUGUCGCCCUGCAACGAGGUGACGGACCUGGGCCGCGUACGUGAGCGCAAAGCUCGCGCCAUCACCGAUUCCGACCCUGCGCGCGUCGCACGUUGCAAUGCCAGCUAUGUACAGAAGGGCAUCGUGUGCAGCCUAGGACCGCCGGAGGGGAUCGUGGGAGCGUGCGCCCUGGCGAGCGCUUUGCCUGUCCCGCCAGCGCCGGCGGAGGGGAGCGGCGAACCGGGCGAGACGGUGCGCGCCUCCGCCAGCGCCGCUGCCAGCACCAUCGCGGCAGCGCCCCCGCUCUCCAUAUCGCUGCCUCCGACGGAGGUCCGCAGGGAAAGGACCGUCCGUAAAGCGACGCAGAGCAGCCGCCUGUACUCUGCUCACGCCGGCGAGUGGCCAGAUGGAGCGUUUGUGAAGGAUGCCUCCACAGACCAAUGGGCUGGAGGAGAUGGAAAUGGAGAGACCGUAGGAGGUUACAGCGGCGGUGGUGGUACCGGCGGUGGUGGUAAUGGUGGUGGCACUGGCAGUGGUGGUAAUGGUGGCGGUGUCGGCAGCAAUGGAGUUGGAGGUGGCGACGUCCCCGUGGUGUUGACCUCGGCCGCCGACAUCAACCUGAUCGCGAUGUCGCUCACUUGCGAAGAGCUGUGCGAGGAAGAGGUGGGGCCGGCGGAAUCGGCGGCGAUAACGACAACGGCGGUGGUGUCGGCGGCGGUGGCAGCGGCGGCCUCACAGCUGGAUCAGCCGGGGGAGGUUAACGAGGAGGACUCACGUGACGCACGGUGUUGGGACAACGCGCCCGCAUGGGUUGCAUCGAAUGACGUGGUCGCUGAGCGAAAGGAGGAGGAGCAGGUGGAGGUGGCGGUGCCGGUGGCAGUGCAAGUGGAGGAGGAGAAAGGGGGUGCGACCGACAGGAUGCAGGGUCUCUCCCUAUAUUGUGGUGCCGUGCCUAUGUUGGAGCCUGUGGAGGACUGUGCAUCGGAAGGACUCGCCACGACGUACAGAGAGCGGGCGAAGCAAGCGAGGCUACAUCGCGGCGAGAGCUCGUCCGAUCGCCAGGUGAAGGAGGCCAAGACCAAGUGCCGGACUAUCGCGUCGCUGCUCACCGAAGCGCCGGACCCUCACUCACGGGGGGUGCUUAUGUUCAAGAAGCGGCGGCGGCGCGCCAGGCAUUACACGCUCGUCAGCUUUGGCGAGGGCGACGACACAGACGGCGGCGUCGACACGGACGCUGGUCUUGACACGGACGCGGCACCGUAUACGAGCGAGUCCGACCUCGACGAGGACAGCGCCUUCACCGACCUCGAGCAGGAGAUGGAGGCCGAGCGAGCGCGCGUCGCGGCCGCCUCCGCCGUCGCCCAGCUUGGCACGAUCGAUGGCCUCACCGGCAGGGGGGCCGAGAUGUUCAAGGAGCGGCAGAGGAACGCCGGCGCGGAGCCGGCCGUGAACGGGGACGCACCCGACGAGUGGGUCUUCCUCGGCACGGAGGACCUGCCGGCCCCGUGCUCGGGCCCGGCGCCGCAUGAGGCGAGGGCCAAAUUCUUCGAGCGCCCAGCAUGCGGCGAGGCGCAGCAACCUCGCUCUUCCCAGCAGGGCCCGCCACCCGGCGUUCAGCUGCAUAACGCCGCACCGCAGAAUUCGUGCGCCUUCGUGCAGCCCAUGAUGCAGGCCCCGCCUGCUCAUCAAGUUCAUCCGAGCACCGGCAACCCCGGUGUUGGUAACGGAGCGACGGCAUUUCAACAGAUGACCGUUAACAGCAGCUCGGUGGCGAGUGUGCCCCAAACGAGCAUGGCGCAGGAGAUGAUGAGUUCAUCUGUAAAGGUGGACAGCUUCCAACAGGAGCAGCAGCAGCACAGGCAGCAGGUGGUGGUCAAGACCAAGCAGGUGGCCAAUGUCGUGAACCGCACCGCCCGUCCGUUCACGCCCGCAGGUCCCAUCGAGAACCGUGCAGCAACGCCAUUUGCCGCGCAGCCCGCUCCCAAGAUGACCGCACAAUUCAACCAGGUUGCUGGAAAUGAACUCCCACUGAGGGCUAAUCAUCCAGAGCGGCAGGGUCAGGCACCGGAGAUUCCCUGCGUCGCUCAAGUGAAUGUGCACCCCGCAGUGAGCGCUCAGGCCACGGUCACCUCUGCGGAAACUCCGGUGGCCUCCCCAGCCGUCGCACCGAUGCAGAGGCCCUCGGUAAACAUAAACUACGUCUCGGCACAAAGUCCUCAGCGCGGGGUCAGCGCAGGUCAACAUGGGAGUCGUGUGGCAGCAGCAGCAGGGUCUUACGCAGAGGCAUCACCCGUUGCCAAUCCGGCACCGGCAUCUACAUGGAGUUCCCCUGAUGCCGAGCAGUCGAGGGAGGGCGGCCCCUCCAACAGCUACUUCUCCCCCGCCAGUCCACAAGUAUCGCAGCCUGUGUUCGCAAAUAAUCCUUCUCUCGGCACAGGUGAUCCCCCAGCUUACCAGCCGGUCACUUCCCAAUCUGCGUUCGCAGGAUCGACAAUCAUCGUGCCUCCCCCGCCCCCGUACGCGCAGCCCGCGGGGUUCGCAAGCACGCAGCAGCACAGCCAGGCGCCGCCACCCACGCCCGUGACGCCGCUGCCACAGCAGCAGCAGCAGCAGACCCCAGUGUUGAGCGUUAUCCUCCCUCCGCCCCUGUUCGCUCAGCCCACGGAGCAGGAACAGCGUGGAGACGCCGCCGCCAUCUUCAAUGGGCUCGGCACCGACACGGCGUCAACGUCGACCGACAGGGACCGUGGCUCUGCGAUCUGGUCACCGGAGCCCCCAGUUGAGCAGUUGUCGUCCAGGGAGCAGCGCAUUUCCAUCCCCGCGUCAAGGUCCGGCAUCCUGGCCGAGGCCAAGAAGCGCAACCAGGGCAACAAGGCCAUGUUCACCUUCAAGGAACCGCCAAAGAACUCGCCCAACCCUGACCUCUUGUCCCUCGUGCAAAACCUGGAUGACAAAACCAAGCCGGAGGGCCAAUUCGAGGUGGGGCCCGAGGAGGACUCCCUUGGCCUUGGGGCGGAGGCGUCCAACUUUUGGCAAACGCAGGCACAGGCGCAGGGCUUCAAGUCCCCGCCACCCGUUGCGCCGAAGCCGAUGGCAAAGGUACAGGGCUACGAGGCAUACACGCAGUUGGCCAACCAGGCACCUUCUUGGAGUCAUCAGGCACAAGCGGGCACCAGGUCCGAUCCAAUCCCCACUUAUCGGGCAUCUGAUACUGUCAGCAAUGAGCUACCGCAGCAGCCACAGCAGCAGCAGAUAAAGGCAACACUAGCACAGCCAACCGCGGAGGGCGCGCGGUUCGUCUACUCGCCAGAGAACAACGCGGUGGCCGCCCGCAACAAGGCAGCGCAGUCGGCGGCAGCUGUCCUCGCCAGCGACAUGUCACAGAUGAAGGGCAAGGGUGCACAGCUCUUCGCCAAGAGGCAGAGCCGCAUGGAGAAGUACAUCGUGGAUGGGACAUUGUCUCCAGCGGAGGAAAUGCGCGGCCCAUCUCCGACGCCAUCCCUGCCAUCCUCCUGGAAGUACUCUUCUCAGAUUCGCGCGCCGCCCCCCAUCGGCUUCAACCCCAUACUCUCACCCUUUUAUCCACUCGCGGCGGCCAAGGGGCAUGCGACGCAGAGCUCACCCAAGUCUCCGGCGGCGGCCAAGACCAAGGGGAAACCUAAGCCCAAGAUGGAGAGUCUGGACGUAAUGAAGCAUCAGCCCUACCAGCUCAACUCGGCCAUGUUUUCAUUCUCGCCGUCCAUACCGGCGGCGGCGCCAGCAGGCGGCCCGGGUCGACAGGCUCAGUCGCUACCGAGGAACGCGCAACCUCCAACUGCGGCGCAGGCGAGCGAGGCGACGCGGUCGCACUUGGCUGCACAGAAUCAGGCACCAGCCAUGGUCACGACCCAGCUGCAGAUGGAGGUCAGGAGCGUGGAGAAGCCGGCUCAGCAGCAACCUCAACAACAACAGCCAACCAAGUCGUUUGCCACAGUCUUGCCGCAGCAAAUGAACGGCAUUUCUACAUCUGUGGAAGCGAUGUCGUCGCCCCAAAUUAGCGCUAGGCCUCAGCCCUUGGUAUCAGCGUCAUCCCUCCUCAAUGGCCCUGUGCCGCCAACUAAUUACACAUCCGGGGAUGACUCUCAGUUGACAACGCCUCCUCACCAGCACCGCGUCACUUCACACAUCCAGAUGGAGGUCAAAUCGGCAGCCAGCGGGGCGCCCUCCAUCCCGGCUGUCAAUGCCUGGCAGCAGCCGCCCCCCACUGGUCUGGCACCCGCCUACCCGGGCGGACAUCAGCCACCUCCAUACCCAGGCCACGCGGGCGACAUUGCGGGACCCAUCGGGUUUGGUGCUCAGCUUCCCCCGCUCCCAGCCGAGCCCCCACAAGUGUCGCUGGGAAGACCGGUCACCCAGGCCACACUUCUUGUGGCCACGCCUCGACCGUCAUUCUCAGCCAAGAAGAACGGGGCACAGGCCCAAGUGUGGAGGCCAGGGGUUGCCAAUUGAGCCCUUUCAUGGACCUGCGUCCGUUUACUGCCUUCAGGGGUAAUUUAAUUUUCUAUGAGUUACUAAAAAUGAGGUCACCCAAUGGCUUCUGUGCGUGGAGUUAAUGCUCUGCUGUGUCUAAUGAGCCAGUGUCGCUUGAUGACUGGUAUUUGAAGCCUGAGUAAGUUCAUAUGGUGACUCGGCACGGUGACCUGUGACUUCACAAUAAAGUAUAGAAAAGCAUAGAAUUUUGGUUUUGCACUUGCACAGUUAUUUAAUGAGCUCUGCUCUUGCAGCCUACUUAGAGUGAAACACACUCGCUUGCAUGAAUGAAAGCAGCGCCUCCUAGUGGUUAAUGACAAUGAUAUUUGAAGGUGUGCGGCAUCGCUUCCAGGUGUUUCCACCAUGUGACGUGUGCCACUUGACUGAAUGAUGAUCCCAUAACAGGCACUGUCUUGCUCUCUGCGUAGUACGAAUAAAGGAAUCAGACGAAACGUAAAAUUAGCCAGAGCUUCGGCCUCUGAAUAAAACAAAUAUUUGUCAAACACCAAUUUUUAAAUAUGGUUUGUUCGAUCAUUAGCAUCAUGUACUUGUACAUAAUUGCAGCUGCACAAGGUAAAUUUUGGCAUGCACCAUUUUUGGAGGGGUGUUAUAAGAUAUACACUUUCCCACUAAUUUUCCUAUUUCUGACUGUGGUAAUGUGAAAAUGUAUACGCAGAGCUUGCAUAAUUAUAUUUUCAUCACCGAGUGUUAUUUUCACACAAGCUGAACAACUGGUUUAAAACUAUGAUGUGUUGCUUUGGUGAACUGUGGGUAACAGAAAUUAGGCUUGGUUGCAAUUACAUUUUGGACCCCCCAUAUUUUUAAAUGCCUUUUGCCCCAAAUACAAAGUCACCAACUGGACAGGCCACUCCCCGGUGAUCGGACUUACCGAAUUUGAAAUCAGCCCAGCUCGUUUAAAAACAUUACUGGAAUACAUUUUAUUUGGUUGGGUUGGUUGGCUGGUUGGUUGAUAUAUUAAAUGUUAAUUUAUUUCAAUUAAAUAAAACCCUUUCCUACCUGUUUAUGUAUUCCUAAUCGCAAUACAAGUACGGCACUUUGUUAACCCACGACUGGGUGAAGGUCUCCACACUCCGUGCUGGUCGUGGGGUUUGGGUGACCAUACUUGACCUCGCUGGUCAGUGCGGGUUUGUGAAGGUUGAGGACCAUAGAUGUGAGAAUGAGUACGGUACAGCAUUCCCUCGCUAUUCACGAGGGAUACGUUCUGGAGAUGUUUGUGACUAGCAAAGUAUGUAAUGAAUUACCUUACAUAAAUACAUUUAAAAAAAACUAUUAAAUACAUGAACAUUAUAAUAACACAAAAAAUGAAAAUUGGCUACAAUAAAUAUCAAGUGACAAGAAAAAUCCGUUUUGAAGCAUUAAAUAAUAGUUCAUAAAUGAACUUACUUUAAAUCUCAUCACUUUCUUUCUCUCUCUAUGUGGUCGUGUCGAGUUCCAGAUGCGAUUCGCGGAUAGCCGAAAUUGCGCAUAGCGAGUUGGUAAAUAAUGGGGGAAUCCCGGUAUCGACAUACGCACAGCACAAUGGACUUUGCAGCACUGCCCUCUGCUGGACACCAAAUAGCCCCCGAAUAAAAGUCUGUUAACGAGAGGAACUGGUGGCUCGGUGAGGUUGGUGACGCUUGCAGGGAAGUCAUCUUAUUUUUAAAUAGGGUCUCGUCACAUGGGAGGGUGGUCAACUCCACGUGGAAAGGACAAACGCACGGUCGUAUGUUGAACCUCUUCGCACCGUACGUAGCCAACCGUGCUUAUCGGAAGGGCGGAGGAAGGACGUACAACUAAACACAAAAGUUGUUUUAAAAAAUUGAGUUUUCAAUUUGGAUUUAAAAGUGCAACCACCCAUUUCAAAAUUCACCAUCAGCGAUCGGUGCACACAAGCAGACAGACUUGUGCGUGGUCCCUGAGGUCUGAACUUUCUGUGUAAACCAAAUGGGUGUCUUACCAAGUAAUCCAAGAGCAGUUUUGUUGCGUCAAGGUCAAAACACAUCUCAAAUUAACAGGGAAUUUAUGUUAAAAAGCGAAAAGCUGAGAUUAUAAACCUCUUGACCAUUAUAUUGAGUAUUUAACGACACGUCAAUUGUAUGAAAAUAUUUAUGCUUGAAAAUGUAUGUAUCAAAUCCUAUGUAUCAAUCGAUUAUUUAUGAUUAUGCAAAGUAUUUACAAAUGACGUGUUCAUGUUUGAUUUAAGCCGGUAAGCAAACAGCUGUACAAACGAGAGGGAGAAAAAACAAAAAAUACAAAUGAGACUGAAAAUUCGAUUUAAAAAAAGUAGUUAUUGAAUCAGUUCCCAACCCCAAAUCUUCACGGAGAAAGACCUUGAGGGGGGAGCUGUCGAUUCUGCAACUGCUGCCAGUUUGGGCAGAAGUGACGGUGGUAUGUGGCACCCAUGGUAUUGGUUGUGAUGCAAUAUUGUCAUGUAUUUCAGUCAUGUCUAUACCCUUGACCAUAAAGCGGGCAUGGUGGAAGACAAGGUGUAAGUGUUGUGAUAGAUAAUAGAUAGGUUGGAGUGAAAUCUAAGGGAGUCCUCGUGCAGCGGUGUAUUAGCACAGGCUCAGAGGACUCCCCAGCUGUGUUAUUAAAAAAUGACGAACCACUUUUCCGCACAGGAAAAUGUACCGAUUUGGUGCGACCCGUUUUAAUAAAAUAGUCGAUUAGAAUCAAGUUUAAAUGAUAUAUUUCUCAAAACAUUGGCGAACACGUGUACAUUUGUAUGUGUUUUUGUCUAGAGAAAUAACCUUAGCUCCACCAAUCUCAAUGAAUGACGGGUCGCGUAAAAGCUUGUGACGUUUAGUUUUUGUACACGGAGAGAUAUAUUCAUGAACAAAACCUUUUGACCCAAUAAUUCUACAAAUUUUAAUUAUAAGUCCUCAUUGUGCUUAUCCACUAGCAUUUCCAAUAGCUUGGCGUGUGACAUGAGCCCCGUUUAUGAAUCGUACAGUGGAUAAGGUGUAACUUGGUAUGCAACUAGCCGCGUCAUUGUGAUGAAUAAUGUUAUAAUUGUGUUAUUAUUGCGUUACCAUAACACAAUAUUAUUGUUUCAUUGUGUCCUUACAAUUCACCAAAAUCGAAUUGGUUAAAAGUCCCAUGGGGUGGUAUUGUAUUGUGUUAUUUUCUCUCGUUGUGUCACUAUAACGGUUAAUUCCAAGUCUUUUUUUCUUCAAUCUUGCAUGCACGUGUACUUUGUUUUCAGCUUCAUCCCCAUUUAGCAGUUCAAUCAACUCCUGCAGCUGCAUUAUCAUUGGUGCAGCCCACGCGUAUAUGGAUCAAACAAACUUUAUAGACGUUUAAAAUAAUCGAUUCUCACAUGCACAACUUGGAUAAUUUGGCACACGUGCCAAAGGUGAAUUUUUAUCAUACGAAUCGACGCAUUCUUCCUUGGAAUAUCUAGCAGUUUGUUUUCUUUGCCAUCAGAAUUCAGUACCCAUGAUGUGAGUGGUAAAAGUAUUUUCAGCCAAGGUUUAAAAGGUAUAGUAAUAGGUUUAAAAGGGUUUCGCAACGGUGUUUUGUGCUGGAGUGUUUAUAACGUGAGUAAUGAUGCACUUGUUAAAUCUAGACCCUCAGUGUGGUCUCUCAGGGACUAACGCCAUAACAAAUUAUGAGUCUUUGAAUACAAGCUUUGGCCUGCCGUUAGGAGCAUUUUUUUCCCAGCAAAAGCCAAUUAAAUAACCGGUUAGCACGGUUGGCAACAUACAUAUUUGGCGUUUAACUUUUUGUUGAUGUUUGUGAUGAUUAUACGAGAAGGUAAUGGGAAAUGUGCUGAAGUCAAAUUAGCUUAAGGGAAUGUGUUAUGUUCCUAGCAGUAUCAGAUAAAUUUGCAAGGAGAGCUACAACUUGAAAAAAGUAUUACACUACAGUAUUUCUAUCAUUGUGCAUAACAUAAAUAAUGCUAUAAUGCAAGCUGACAUCCUUUACAAAAUUGAAAGUUUUCCAUGCUCAAACGUGUAAUGGCGAGUGCUAGCAAGCCUGAGUCCGUGAAGUAUAUUUCACAUUCCCAUGACUGUGAGCAGUCUCUCCAAAGACUGUCCAGUGUUCACGGUGGCGAGAUGUUAACUGCAUUGGGCCUGGUAAACAGGAGGUCGUGGGCUCGAACCCGAACCCGAUCCUGACGCCUGUAUAUUUUGAGUUUGUAUGUUCUCACCGUUGUCACGUGGAUUUUUCUCCGAGUCCUCCAGUUUUUCCCUCCAUAUUAAGAAACAUUGCACGUUUAGACUAUUCUACUGCUAUACAUUUACACGUGAUAAGCCACUUCGUUGAGCCAUUAUUUGUGGCCAGGUCGCUUCUGAAAACGAACUAUAUAGCUCAGUGGGUCUUUCCUGGUAAAAUAAUACAAAGUUUAGUUUUAUAGACUUGGUCGGCAAGGUGGUGAAAUGGCAGGAUGGCAAUUCUUAAGGUUCCGCAGUGUCCCAUAUGUAAAAAAACCCACAUACAGCAAUGGAAUUGGCCAUACAGUAAGUCCCAAUGUAAGACUCUCAAAAAAGAAAGCCUUGAGACUCCACGAGUGAUUCCUGGCUCAUUUGUUGAAUUCCAGAACUGUAUUCUUAGCUUUUACACAAUGGUACUGAUAUUAACUCUGUAAAGGUUGAGGCGUUACUCGACUGAGAUUAAAACUCGCAACCUUCCAAUCGUGAUGCACUCGAUGGAGUCACCUGCGGCACAUUACCCCGUAUAGCCUGUGAAGCUGAUAACUAAAAGCAGUCCCUGUGAUUGGGUAUAAAAUGUGGGGAAGCUAAAACAGAAGAACUGCAACGAUGGUGGCCAUACGCACCGGACAUUGUGCAUACGCACGCACAGGGUUCGCGCAGAGCGUCACCCCUUUGCGGUUAUUUCCUUCCCAUGAUUAUGAGUGGACUAACAAUUGCAGUUCUCGAGACGGUGUUUUGCAAACAUUAAGAGGGGGGUUUUUAAGAAGGUGCUUUUGAAGUACGAGAAGUGGGUCUGUGAAAGGCGUAGACGGAGAUUUGAGAAUCUCAAUGUGGACGGUAUAAAUGUAAGGUUGUUUGACGGGAUGUACAGACGAGAGGAUUUUAAUAAUUUUGGAGAUUACUGUGUCGGGUUAAAAGUGCCUGAAUCACUGCACAAAUGCUUUACUAACCAAUAAAUGGCUUGUAGGACUAUUCAUUUGACAUGGGGAUUUGAAGCACAGCCUUUAAGACGUCAUGAAGAAAUUCUCAAAUGUUUUAGUUCUUGUCGUUGUUUUAUACCCAUAUGGUUAUUGCGUCAUAAAAAUGCGUUUGCCAUGCACACCGCUCACAGUUUUAUGAGACAACUAGACUUUCCGUGUUAAAAAAAAAAACUAUAUUGCGUGUGGUACUGCUAUGUUAUCCCAUAAAAAUAAAUGACAAAAUAAACAUUUGAAAUGAACCACAUCCCCAA